GCGGUGGAAACUUCAGUGCGCGAUCAACCACCGACGUGUGUUUACGGUCGGAGCUCCAGCGGAAGCUGCGAGGCCUGGCUGCUUGUGGGGGGAAUGUUCCGAGAAUGCGUUGAAUUGAUUGCGUUUCGACGAGUUUCGGCUUUGGGAAUGGACCCGACCGUAUCACUGCUCCUUCCGAUCGCCUGCAUUCUGGAACUCGUGGUCGGUCAGCAAGGGCCGGUGUUCGUUCUCGAGCCACCGAGCACCCUGGUCUUUUCCAAUACCACAGGCUCCCAGCUAAGCUGUUCCGCUCAUGGGAGCCCAACGCCGCACGUCACCUGGAUAACCAGUCCGGAUCAGAGAUCGGUCACCGCAGUUCCCGGGCUAAGACAGCUGCUCGGGAACGGCACCCUCUAUUUUCCGCCAUUUCUGGCGCAGGAUUUUCGAGCGGAAGUGCACAACGCUAGGUACAGGUGUCGUGCGACCAGUUCAGUAGGAACCGUGCUUUCCAGAGAAGUCACUCUUCGAGCUGUGUUGACGGUGCCCGGCUACGAUGUUAGGGUGAACAGAUCGCCAGUGUUGGAGGGAUGCAACGCGGUUUUAUCUUGCACCGCGAGGGAGGACGUGAAGGAGCAUCUGACGGUCACCUCCUGGUUCCGCGACGACGCCAUUCUUCUACCCGGUAGCACGGAUACAGGUGGAAGAUUCGUGGUCACGUCUCAGGGGGAUCUGCACAUCAGAGCCACCAGACCCGACGACGGCAGAGCCACCUACUCGUGCUUAACUUUUCACGCGUUGACCGGUGAAAGGAGGAGGAGCGAGCCUGCCACGUUAACAGUCACAGAGCCAACGGGAACUAUGCCGCCACGAUUGAUGCAGAGAUCUCAGAUCGCCAUCUCAGCGGAAAGCGGGUCGGACGUUCAUCUAACUUGCUCAGCCCAGGGGAACCCAGCCCCGCAAUUUGCUUGGUAUCGCGAUGUUAACGGCCAUUCGAUACCGGUGGAGUCAUUUGGCCGAAUUCAACUGUGGGGUGAUUUGAUGCAAAUUCGCCGCGUGGAUGCUCAGGACGCAGGAAGGUACAUUUGUCGAGCCAGCAAUCAGAUCGGCGAGCAACGAGCGGAAACACACCUGUCGGUCACGUCAAAACUUAACGCGCGUAUACAACCUCGUGUUCAGAUCAUCAAUUCCGGAGAGUCGGCCACUAUGAAUUGCACGGUGGAGGGUUAUCCGGUCGAGAGCGUCGAGUGGUUGCACGACGGUGUGCCCGUAUUGACCGCGCAGGACACGAGGAUCAGAUUGCUGGCUCCUCUGGUGCUCGUGAUAGGCUCGGUCGGGCGAAAGGACAAGGGGAUGUAUCAGUGUCUGGUGAGGAGCGACAAGGAGAACGCACAGGCCACCGCGGAAUUGAAACUUGGAGACACGGUACCAGAGUUACAAUACACGUUCAUCGAGCAAGCAUUGCGACCAGGUCCUCCAGUAUCCUUGAGAUGUUCAGCGACCGGAUCCCCUCCUCCCUCGUUUACUUGGCUCCUGGACGGAGAGCCUCUGAGCGAGAUCGCCUCUGGACAUAGGUUCGUAUCUGGAUCAUCAUCGAUCAAUAUUCCACUUCUUAACCAAUGCACAAUGCGAUACAGGUACGCGAUAGGACAGUACGUCGAUCAGUCGGGAGACGUGAUCAGUCAUUUGAACAUAUCGUCGGCUGGGGCUGAAGAUGGCGGCCUCUACGCUUGUGUCGCUGCCAAUACCCUGGCAACGGUUGAGCACAAAGCUAGAUUGAACAUUUAUGGUCCGCCAUACAUCCGAUCGAUAGGACCAGUUCGUGCGAUAGCCGGUGUCGAUACAACCAUAGCUUGUCCUUAUUCCGGCUAUCCUAUCACGUCGGUCGAGUGGUCUCGUGGAGGAGUCGCGCUUCCUCUCGACAUAAGACACCGAGUUGACAGUGAGGGCCAUCUUACCAUCGCCAAUGUGGAUCCAAACGACGCCGGCACUUAUACUUGUAUGGUUCGUGCGAGAUCCGGCGAAACGGCGAGCAGAGACAUCCGGUUGACUGUCAGCAGUCCACCGGUUAUGAGCCCCUUCAACUUCCCCUCGAACCUCCAAGAAGGUAGCCGUGCUCAAGUCACUUGCACCGUCACUUCCGGUGAUCUCCCAAUCUAUUUCUCCUGGCUGAAGGAUGGCGAGCCGUUACCUUCCUCUUUACGUAUCGAGGAGAGGGUGGCCGAAUUCUUCAGCCUGCUCGUCUUCAAGGAACUCUCCUCCCGGCACAGUGGCAAGUAUACUUGCGUGGCGACCAACAGCGCGGCCAAAGUGAAUCACACGGCCGAACUUUUGGUAAAAGUGCCUCCACAAUGGAUCUUCGAGCCGCAAGACGUGGCUACCCUCCUGGGAAAUCCGUUGAACGUCCACUGCGAGGCGAAAGGAUUUCCUCCGCCGCGUGUCACGUGGUUGCGUGCCAGGGAAAGGACCUCGAACGAUUAUCAGCCUUUGAUCGAUGGCACCGACGGAAGAUUAACCAUUCUCCCAAAUGGAUCUCUGUGGACAGCUUCAGCUGGGCCCCAAGAUGAAGGGCAUUAUCUUUGUCGAGCGAAUAACGGCAUUGGAUCUGGUCUGAGCAAAGUGAUCUACGUAUCCGUUCAUGAACCGGCAAGAUUCGAGUUUCAGAGCAAGAACGUCACUAUCCGUCGUGGCGAAUCCGUGACCUUGGAUUGUACAGUAAUCGGUGAUAAUCCUAUUGAAGUGCAAUGGAUGCACAACAGUGAUCGUUUAGACACGAACAAUCAUCGGUUGAGCAUCAGUCAGAUAAAAACGGAUAACGGUCUCAAAUCCCAAUUAUCCAUAGGAAGCAGUGAUCGUCAGGAUUCCGGCGUUUACAGGUGCACAGCGGACAACGCCUAUGGCAGAAGCGAACAUCUGAUUUAUCUUGCUGUCCAAGAGAGGCCAGAUCCACCAGCUUCGCUAGAAGUCAUAGAAAUCGGGUCACGGUCGAUACGAUUAUUGUGGAGAAGGGCUUUUGAUGGAAACAGUCCAAUACGGAAUUACGUUAUUCAAUAUCGAUCUCUGAAUCAUGGUUUGGCGGAUGACUGGAAUCCCGCAAAAACGCACAACGUUACUUACACGCCCGGACAUUCGAACAAUGGCAACACCAUACAUCCGACACAAAAUGGUUUAUCUCCUUUCGAAACUACCAGCGACGAUCAGGAAGUAGCUUUAGUAGGUGGACUUCAUCCAGCAGUGACUUACACAUUUCGUAUAUUUGCCAUAAAUUCGAUAGACGUGAGUGUACCCACUGAUCCUGUGGUCGCCAAAACUCAAGAAGAAGCACCCACUGAACCACCUCAAAAUAUCAAAGUACAAUCAGCAGGACCUGGAGAGCUUAUGGUUAGCUGGCAGCCACCUCCAAAGGAAUCCUGUAAUGGAGAUCUAUUGGGCUACAUAGUGACAUGGUCAGAGCAUUCAUCUUCGACGUCAGGUGUGAAUCAAAGUAAAAGUUUGACUGUGAACGGAUGGGCGACUACAAAGGUGCAACUCACCGGCUUGAGAAAGUUCACCAAGUACGAUAUAUCGAUCAGAGCUUUCAAUAGCAUAGCCAGUGGCCCAGCUAGCGUUCCCAUUGUUGGAACAACUCAGGAAGGAGUGCCAGAAACUCCACCGACACAAGUAUCAUGUGUUCCUUUAUCUUCGCAAAGUGUAAAAGUUUCUUGGAGCGCUCCUCCACCUCAUCAACAUGGUGGAAUUAUUCAAGGUUACAAAGUGUAUUACAGACCUGUACCCACUGACAAUAUGGACAUAUCAACUGUACGUGAAGUAAAAAAGACUUCCAGUGUAGAAACGUAUCUACACACCCUGUAUAAAUAUACGAAUUAUUCUAUAAGAGUAUUGGCUUACACGGGUGCUGGUGAUGGAGUUUUGAGUCCUCCAAUUUUUUGUACUACAGAAGAGGACGUUCCAGGUCCUCCAGCUGGUAUUAAAGCUUUAGCAUUAACUGCAGAGAGUAUAUUAGUUUCGUGGUUACCUCCUUUGCAACCAAAUGGGAACGUUUCUAAAUAUACGGUUUACAGUAGAGAGGCAGGUUCCAAUAAUCAUAAUACACACACCAUGCAUGAACCACCAUCAUCUCCUACUGACACUCUUACUAUGGAAUUGCGAGGUUUGGUUGAAAGUCAAUUGUACGAGUUUUGGGUGUCAGCAACGACAGGGCUGGGUGAAGGAGAACCGACCACUAUUGUAACUCAAACUACGAAUACUAGAGCUCCAGCUAGAGUGGCAUCUUUUUCGCAAUUAUUAAGAAGGGCGAUUAAAUCGUCGAUCACGUUAUCCUGUUUGGUUGUGGGUAAUCCUACGCCUCGUCCAAUAUGGACGUAUCGAAAUAGCCAGAUUUCUACUGGAAGGCAUUACGAAUUGACUGCAGAUGGUCACCUCAAUAUUCGCGGAUUGGAACAAUCAGUCGCAGGCAAUUAUACAUGUUCAGCGAGCAAUUUAUUCGGUGACGAUUCCAUUACUUACACGUUAGUUGUAGUGAUGCCUCCUAGAGCGCCAAUUUUAGAAUUACAGUAUACGACAACGAAUAGUAUAAGAUUUAAGUGGAGUCAUCCCAAUAAUGGAGGUGCCACUAUUCAAGGUUACGUAUUAAGUUAUAAAAGGGACCAAGGUGGCUGGGAAGAGAUCGCAUUAUCACCCGAACAGACUGAAUUUAUUUUAUCAGGUUUAAAAUGCGGUUCUUCCUACUUGGCACAUUUAACAGCACACAAUCGUGUAGGCACUGGGGAUCCAAGUUCCUUAAUCAGUGCUACAACGAAAGGAACUGCGCCUCUAUUGCCAAAAGAACGAGAUAUCAUCUCCGCCAACGGUACUUUCGUAAAAUUGAAUCUUCUGUCCUGGCCAAAUGGUGGUUGCUCCAUCCAAUAUUAUACUAUAGAAUACCGUAGACGUAUUAACAGUGAACCAUGGAUUUUAGUGGCGAGUCGUGCCACGGAAAAUUUAAUCAUAAGAGAUUUAAAGACUGCCUCGUGGUAUAGUUUACGUUUAACAGCGCACAACGAUGCUGGAUCCACGCAAACGCAAAUGGAAUUCGCAACAACCACUCUCAGUGGUGUUAGCAUCGGUCCUCCGAACGAUUUGAUUAUGGAAGAUGACGUUAAGAAAACUAUACCGAAUCAUAAAGUGCUUUACGUAGUCGUACCUCUCAUUUGUGCUAUUGUUCUGAUUAUUUCGGCCGCCAUUUUGGGAUACGUGAUGUUAAAACGUAGUGGAAGAGCUAAUUAUUUAGGAGAAAUACUUCCUGGACAACAACAGAAUCAGCAGUCGGGAUUAGGAUUGGUCCAGCAACAGCAGCAACAUCAACAACAUCAUCAUCUUUCAAGUUGCAUGUCCACUAUGCAAUUAAAAUCCACUGCUGAACGCGAUAACAGGAGGAAUCAUCAGGUUUAUACCAGUUCUCCGGUAAAGCAAGAGAAUCAUAAGUCGAACGACCAUGGUUCAGAAAUGUAUGAAAUAAGUCCAUACGCCACGUUCAGUGUGCCAGGAAGAGAAAAUCGUUCAGUGACCACUGCCACACUCGACUACACCAUGCAAUUCAAAACGUUUGGACAUUUAGAGAACGAAGACAUCAACACGAUCGAUUACGAGAGAUCCAGUGUGGAUUUCGAGAGGUCUAAAACACCAAGGUGGCACAAGCAACGAUACUUCCCAAGCAUCGCAGAAGCGGAAAGUAAGCUGCGCUCGAGUCGCCAAGGUUCCGGAAGCGAUACAUCCGGAAGCCCUUGCGGAGAGUGCGCUGGCCCUAGUUAUAGGGUACCAGUGAAGCCUUGCAGAGAUGUAUUUUCACGAGGCGUGGAGUCGAGUACAGAAUCGAACAACGAAGGCUCACCUUCACUUGCGAGACGACGAAGCCGACAACCGAGCCGGUCUACUCGCAGUUCGGUGGAAGAUAUGACGUUAUUGCCGCCAAGCGGGUUUAGUGACAGCCGCGAAUUGAGCGAUGUAGAAUGCGAUCGUGAUCGUGAUCGUGAUCGUGGGGAACGUGAUCGUGAUCGUGAUCGCGAUUGGCAAGGCCUGUCAUCCGGGACCCGCCACGGCGGCAGCUUGGGUAGACUGCCCAUCGAGGCCGUGGAAUCUAUGCUCGCUAGGUAUCAACAAAGGAAGGAACAAGAAAGGCAAGAGUUCACUAUACACGUAUGAUCGAGAUUUAGUAACUCUAGCAGAAAUCUUCAUGAAAGCAUAUAAAGAUAAGUUAUAAAAAAAUUCUCCGACAAAUUGUUGAAUAUUCAAAAGUUUUGCAGAAUGUCAAUGGAAAAUUGUAAUUUAAAAAAUCGUAUGUUUGCAAGUGGCACACAUCUGCUAGUAAUAAAUAUAAACUCUUGUCAAAGUCAAGUUAAUUAGGAAUUUUUGUCGUAAAAAGAGUCUUUGCUCAUAUAUAGAAUACUGAGAAAAGCGUUUAGCAAAUUUGAAACAAUGUCCAUUUUACUGAAAAAAAAUUAAUAGUAGCAAAUCGUAAUAUACCUCACGGUUUUCUGUCAACAAAAUGUUAUUAUAAACUAAACUACCGUUUCUUCAUAUCUAAACAUUUUUCUCAGUGCGCUAUUAAGUUAUCGACAAGUCGUCUGAUCGAUUGAUUUAUUGAUUAUCGUUGCAUCGAAUACUGCCAUUGCGUUAUUCGCAAAUUUAUCGGUCGACCAAACACGAAAACAACAGGAACAAGUUACGUGAAAGUAUCGACAGAAGUCUUUUAGAGCUACGUUAGAAUCUCAUCUUCUGAAAUUUAAUCUCACUUAAGAGUCACAGACAUAAAAUAUUUCUGAGAAGAUUCUGCAACAGUGAUUAAUAGAAAGAAAAAGAUCCAUCAACAGAGUGUUAGGAAACAAGUCAAUUUAGACACGGAAUGAAGAAUUACACAUGUGUAUAAUCGUCUAACUACUGUAUAGUAUAGAUUGUAUUAUUAGUCACACUGUUACCAUGGAUUGUAUAGUUGAAAAGAUACGACGAAAGUAAAGUAUGGAGAAUCGUUUAUCAUCUUUGAGAAACAUCGUUUAAAUGUCUAUUAUAUAAUUGUUUCUUUGUUAUUAAAAAAAGAUUGGCAUUUAAAUGAAGGAUAU
Molecule: messenger RNA, 7070 nt
Organism: Apis florea (little honeybee)
Lineage: Eukaryota; Metazoa; Arthropoda; Insecta; Hymenoptera; Apidae
Gene: Dscam3
Product: Down syndrome cell adhesion molecule 3
Biological process (GO): homophilic cell-cell adhesion; synapse assembly
Cellular component (GO): synapse
Molecular function (GO): protein binding
Source: RefSeq, a predicted model, not a curated record